This is a messenger RNA of Acanthamoeba castellanii str. Neff, 660 nucleotides long. Its product is annotated as polyprotein. NCBI's taxonomy places the organism in Eukaryota, Discosea, Longamoebia, Acanthamoebidae. The coding region runs from base 1 to 660 and encodes 219 amino acids. The transcript is spliced from 2 exons. The record is from RefSeq and is a predicted model, not a curated record.
AUGGCAUCACCUGACACUCACCUGUGGCUCCUGGCCAUGCAGAAGCUCAAGUCCAUUAUUGACAGUGCAACAUGGAUCCUGGUUCCCCUACCAGACAGUCACCACGCCAUCAGCACCUGCUGGACCUUCAAGGUCAAGCACCUUGCAAGUGGUGCCCUUGACUGCCCAAAGGCUCACAUCAACUAUGACAAAACCUACACUCUGGUCAUCCAAAUGGAAGUCCUACGCCUACUGCUCACCUACACUGUGCUUCAUCAACUUGCUGUACACCUCAUGGAUGUCACUACAGUGUUCCUACACACCAACAUCAACAAAGAGAUAUAUGUCUGCCAACAUGAAGGCUUUGUUGACACUGAACACCCCAACUGGGUCUGCAGGCUCAACAAAAGCCUGUACAGUCUGAAACAAGCUCCCCUCCUGUUCCUGUGGAACCACAUGUGUCUACAUUCAGUGCAAGGGGGGAACCUGGCAAUCAUCUCCAUAUAUGUCAAUGACUGCCUCAUCAUCACCAAACCUGCCAUCAAGAAUAUCCUAUCCAACAAGUUAACCAUGAAGGACCUCAGCAUUGCCAUAUCAAUCCUCAGCAUCAAUAUCAACUACAACCACAUCAGCAGACUCAUGCAACUCCACCAAUAUGGUCACAUCAACAAGCUCCUGUAG